AUGUCGUACUCAAAGGUCUCAAAAUUCAAGUUCCAGAAUACUGAGAUCAGAACUCGUAUAUACCAUGCUUUGGACAUGCUUGAGCAUCAAGUCUCCAUUCGAGAUUGCCUGGAAGCGCUGUUCCCAAAGAGUGAUCACUUGGCCACGAAGGCCAGGAUUCUCUACCAGUCCUUCAUCCCCAAUACCAUUCAUUCCAGAUUCACGAUGGGAAAAGGGAAAGUCACCUUCCUCUCACUCAAGUACCUUGGUAUGGUCUUGAACAAGCUCCCACCCAACGACCAUAGCCGCGAGUUGAUGCAGGCGCUGAAGCUUCAUACGUCACCCAUCACCGCCACCCACGAAACCGCCAUGGAUGUCGACCCUGGUGAGGUCCCAGCAGCGGAUGACGAUCUCCCUGAAGCAGGUGCUUCCGCAAUUUCGCACCCGAUUACCAGCGACUCGGUCGAAACGGAAGAGCUCGUUCAGGUUGAGAAAGAUUCAACCAACCCCCCGCUGCAUCCUGAUACCAUCGAGUCACAGGAGCAGACAACAACCGUGGCUACGACGACCACGCAAGAUAUCCAAAUCCAGUGGACAAACGCCAAGACCAUGGAGACAAGGGUCGAUUCCUUUACCAGGGUCGAACAGGGUGAUUUGAGCAACACCCUCUUCCAGUCCACCCAGCAGACCAUUGCUCGCUUUGGCGGUGGGUGCCUCUACGUCACCCUCAUUGGAUAUCUGCGUGGAAAUCCAGUCAUCAAAUUUGGCCAGACAGACAACUUCGACAGGAGAUAUCAAGAGCAUAUCAGUGGAAUCGGCCCCAACAAGACCAUUGGCGUCCUUCACACCCUUCAUCCCAGACGUGUCGAGAAGUUUUUUGCUGAUCGCUUCUUCGCCGGGCAUCGUAUCACUGCCACCAUCCCUGGAUCGAGUGGACGGCUCAAAACUCAGACAGAGCUCUUCCUCAUCCACCUGGACCUAUAUGAUCCAGAACGCAUCAUGGCCUUCAUGCAAGACUGUGUUGAUGCGGUCGAUCGUGAAUUCACUAGCGACAGCGACAAAGUGAAGAUCGCAAGACUCAAGCAUCAAGAAGCGAUGGUAAAGAUGGAGCUUGAGAAAUUCAGAUUGGAGCUCCUUGCAAAUCUCAUCAAAGAUGGGAAGGACGUCACACCCCUGCUCAGAAUGACUGGGGGCACAGCAGUGCCCUCAGAGACUCCGUCUGCCUCGGGCCCGGAUGCGGUCGGCAGUGUUUGA
Molecule: messenger RNA, 1233 nt
Organism: Polychytrium aggregatum
Lineage: Eukaryota; Fungi; Chytridiomycota; Chytridiomycetes; Polychytriales
Exons: 1
Coding region: 1-1233 (410 amino acids)
Source: RefSeq, a predicted model, not a curated record